This is a messenger RNA of Erpetoichthys calabaricus (reedfish), 4247 nucleotides long. RefSeq names its product solute carrier family 35 member F2-like. The transcript has 10 exons. Lineage: Eukaryota; Metazoa; Chordata; Cladistia; Polypteriformes; Polypteridae. Gene Ontology annotation, molecular function: transmembrane transporter activity. The record is from RefSeq and is a predicted model, not a curated record. Gene Ontology annotation, biological process: transmembrane transport. Gene Ontology annotation, cellular component: membrane. Bases 291 to 1568 code for a protein of 425 amino acids.
CUUUGGCCAGUUGUACACAGACUACUGUAUUCUGCAGCUGUGUGCGACUUAACAAGUGUGAUUCAGAAAUCGGAUUUGAUAUAUAUUUUUAUAAGCGAAAAACUUAUUUUGUUUUAAGCUGCUUGAUCGAGUACCUUGUCGACUUUCUCCGAGCCGUACUUUAUGUUUCCCGGCUGAUGAUUUAUUCAUCACUUCUCUAGCAAAAGAUAUCGCAAAGAAGUGUUGUGCAUCAUUCGGAAGACGGAGGGCGAAUCGAAAUGAGGAUUUAUUCUUGACAUGAAACAUAUUUUAUGAUCCUGAUUGUACUGAAGAGCCGAGGAACUGUAAUGAUGGCUGAUAUGGUAUCAACAGAAUCUGCUCUAGAAUCGGAGGCUCCAGUGCUUGUGGAUAGUCAGCUGAUAAAUGGAGUUUUCACAGUUCUUCUACAGAAAAGGAUGGAAAUGAAUGAACACAUCACAGAUAGAGAUGAACAUGAAAAUAAGAGCUGCUUUUACUAUCUACGAACAUACAAGCUGAAGGAGAUUUUUACGUGGCACCUUUUUAAGACAAUAGUCUUGGGUCAGGGAUUAUCUGUGCUAAUAUGUGGUACUGGCAUUACUAGUCAGUAUUUAGCUAAUGAUUUCUCUGUCAAUACUCCAAUGCUUCAAAGCUUCAUCAAUUAUACAUUAUUAUUUCUGGUUUAUGUUCCGUUGCUUUCUUUCCGAAGGGAAGAUAAAAAUCUCUUGUCAAUAUUAAAAAAAAAAUGGUGGAAGUAUUUGUUGUUGGGAAUCGCCGAUGUUGAAGCUAAUUAUAUGGUUGUAAAGGCCUAUCAAUACACGACACUAACAAGUGUGCAGCUCCUGGACUGUUUUGUGAUUCCUGUGUUAAUGGCCCUUUCAUGGUUUAUCCUUAAAACCCGUUUCCGGAUAGUUCAUUAUGUGGCAGUGUGUAUCUGUUUGUUGGGUGCUGGAACAAUGGUUGGAGCAGAUGUUGAAGCUGGGAGAAACCAGGGUUCAGGUACCAACAUAUUACUUGGAGAUGUCCUUGUUUUGGGUGGAGCAGCUCUUUAUGCUGUUUCUAAUGUUUGUCAAGAAUACACUGUGAAGAAUUUGAGCCAAGAGGAGUUUCUGGGCAUGGUUGGAUUGUUUGGCACUGUCUUCAGUGGAAUACAGAUGGCCAUACUUGAGUGUACAGAAAUCGCCAAAAUUACCUGGAACUGGCAAGUUGCCUUACUUUUCACUGGAUAUGCCAUAUGCAUGUUUGGACUGUACAACUGCAUGCCCUUGGUCAUUAAAAUAGCCAGCGCAACUGCAGUGAACCUAUCUUUGCUGACAGCAGACCUUUUCAGCCUUUUCUUUGGAUUUGUUCUCCUUCAAUACACAUUCUCCAUGUUGUACAUUUUGUCCUUUGUCAUCAUCAUAGUUGGGUUUAUUUUAUACAACUCAGUCCCAACAUUUACCCCUGAAGCUGCAGCCCAACCUGCUGUUGAUGGAGUUGAUAAUCCUGUUUCUGAGACAGAGGAAACGUACAAUAAAGAAGAGUCUGCAAUACAUUCUCCACAGAAGGUCAUUCCUGAUGGAACAGUAUAAAAGAAAUCCAGUAUUACAAAUGUGUUAUGAAAACUUUGGUGAAAUGAGUCCUUUGAACUGUAUAACUGAAGUGUCAUUUUUAAAUUUUGUUUAAGCAAAUGUUGCAGGCUGCUAGUUUGUUUACCGUACAGAGCCAAUUUAUGUAGUUUGACACAAAUGCCAUAAAGAUUCUUACAGUUGCAGAAUUUUGUUUUUACUGAACACCAAAAAUGGCCAAGUACAAACAGACUUGCUAGUUUAAAAUCAAAAUAAACUGCUAAAGUGUUCAGGGUAUUUUAGAGAAUGUUAUCCUCCUUAUAAUCCACUGCAAUCGGUGCCUUGGACACGGUGAAUCUAUUAAACAAUACAGUUGAAUUAGGUCACACCACUUUGACUUGUAGUGUUUAUUUGUUCACCUCUUUGUUUAUUUUUUUAAAGAACAAAAGUGUGCUUAUCCCACUGCAGAACUGGAAAUAGAGCAGUUGUUGCGCUAUGAAAAGUUUCUCUUGUUAGUUUGCUGAGGGCAGCCACAAGAUAUGUGUUGAUGGCAUUGCACCAAAACUCUGACAUAGUGAAAUCAAUUGCUUUUUUUUACCGUGUGACAUUCUUUAUACAUGCUGCUACUGAAAAAGUAAGGAUAUUUUACAUCUAGGCAAUGAUAAGUCAGUUUCAUUUAGCAUGCAAGUUGGCAUGAAGAAGAUUUGUUUUUGUUGCACUAAGAUGCAGGAUUUUUCAGAGGUCUGAAUCACAAUUUUCAUUCAGCAUAGUCAGUGACAUUUUUCGACAGGAAAGUAACCCAUUUUUACCUUUUUAUGCUUGUAGUGACAUUAGACACACCAUUGCAGUACACAGUUUUUAGAGAUAUUAGUAUGCACUUCCAGGAGUGUAUUUUUAGUAAAGGUGAACUAAUGUUUAAAAUUGCAUUAGAUGUAGCUGGCAUACUUUUUCCAAAGUAGUUUUUAAAGUGCAGCCAUUUUAUGCAGUUCUUAGUAAAUUUGACCUCUGCAAACACACUAAAGAAAAAGUUAUUUGCAUUAUUGGGCAAAUCACAUCUUAGAUCUGCAGUGUAUUGUAACCUGUUUUUUAAAUUCCACAAUUUAGAAGCAAGGCCUCAAGGAACCCAAAUAGUAUUUUUAAAGAUACUUACUACUAGUUUAAAAACUGGACUGUGAUAGAAGGCAGCAGCCGCUGCAAUCCUGUAGAAUCUUGGGAAAGUGAGUUCUGUAGAUUUAAAAACUUUGCAGGACCUGAAAGUGUUUUCGCAGUCCUAGUUAGUCUCCUCAUUUUUAGACUAAUUGCUUGAAACUAUAAAGCCCAAACUUGAAGAGAUUGAAAACGGUUCUCUGUAUAUAAACUCUUAAAAAAUACAUUUUUUACGAAAGUAAAUAUGGCAUUCGCAGGUAGGCAAUUAAGAUUGUUGAAUAAGGAAACGUUUAUUCUAGGUAGAGUAGGUUUAUAGCCAUAAAUGUAGUCAUUGAUUGAUGCAAAAAGUGUUUGACCAAAUUAUUGAAAAUGUGUUUCUCCAUCAACUGAAAAAAGACUUGCUGUAUGACAGCAAUAAUAUACUCUGUUGUUUACGACAAAAGUACCAUUUCAUCUCCUCUGGGUGAUGAAAAUCUUACUAACUAGUUUUAUUUUACAAAUAAAAAAGUUUGUUUCAUUUGUCUUUUUCUUUUAAAUCUGCUGGGUAUGCACUUAUAAUAAUUUAAAUGUUUUUUUAAAAAGUAGUCAUCUUGUAAAUUUUGUUUUAAAGUGUAAAUUUAUUUCUGUACAACUUUAUGUUAAGCAUUUUUCAUGUAAUGAAAAGUUAAAGGCAUUACGGCAUACGAUUUCACUAUUGUAUAGUAUGGAUUAUAACACUGAAAAGGUUUGACCCUGACUAUUUUGGAAAAAAAAAAAACAUUUUUGUAAUUGAUAUAGUUAAAGACUCCAUGAAGGUCUUUUAGGUUGUAAUGCUUAUUUUUAUAAAAGCGUUUUGUUGAAAAGAAAUGCAAUAAUUUCCCUUUGUGUAAGAUGGUGAGAUAUAGAGUUUACCACUGUUUAUGAAGUAUAUAAUGAAUGUUUUACAUGUAGAUUUAUUAUAAGACUUGAAGGUGAAGAUUGUUUGAAGGGAAUUAUUAUAAUUUAUUUCUUUUCAUUUUACAAUAAACUCAUCAGCUAUUAUACUAGUUCAUACACAAUUGUAUUAAGAUUUGUUAAUUAGGAGUUCACUAUCUGACACUGAUCAUUAGUACCUUUUCCAGUUAAUUUAACAUUAUUUUCAAAGACUGAACAAGCUAUUUCUUCUUCAAUUUCACAAAUUUAGCUUAUCUGGGCCCAUUUGCUUAUUUUUCAAAAAGCGGAUUAUGUCUAAUGAUACUAAUAUUCUGUAUUGUGCAGCUAUUUUUUAGUUGAGUGUUUAAAAACUACUAGCAGAACACAAUAAAAACUGGUAUACUUAACAGAACAAGUACUUUUAUCCUUUAAUAUUCAGUUAUACAUAAGUAAAACUAAAUCAAAAAGGUUAGUGUUUGUCAACUAAAACAUGUCAUGUCAUUUCUAAAUUUUUGAUGUUGGGGCCUAUCCCAGCUAGCAUAGGCAGCCAGACCAUCACAGGGUGAACACACCAAACACAUACAGGCCAAUUUAGUGUCGCCAAUUCAGCAAAACUGCAUGUCUUUGAAAAGUGGGAAGAAACCAGAGAAACUCAUGCAGACACAG